UGUGCCGAUCACUACCAGCAAUAGCCGAAAAGAGAAAGGAGAUAUAUAUAUAGAAGAGCGAUGCGUACUUGCAUUCCUGAUUAUCCACCGAGUGAGACUCGGGCUGACGGCUGAGUCUCAGUCAGUGAUUGUCUCUCGUCUGGUGAACACUUUUCAGCCAUAAAAUAUUUAGAUAUUUAGUAACGCAAGUCAGAGCAUCAUGCCUUCCAAGGACUAUGUGCACAACACCAUCCCGGCCUGGAUAAAGAAGAAUGAGCAGUUCUUCAGGCCACCUGUGUGCAUCAAGAUGAUGCACGGCGUCGGUCAGCUAAAGGUGUUCUUCGCAGGUGGUCCCAACCAGAGGAAGGACUUUCACCUGGAGGAGGGUGAGGAGUUCUUCUACAUGAGGAAAGGAGACAUGAACCUCAUCACGCUCACCAAUGGGGCGUUUAGGGACGUCAUCAUCAAGGAGGGCGAGGUGUUUCAGUUGCCAGGAAAGAUUCCGCACUCACCGCAGAGGUUCCCCGAUACUGUUGGCUUGGUCAUCGAGCGAGACAGAAUGAAGACCGAGCUGGACUGCCUCAGGUACUUCGUGGAGGGCACUCAGGAGACCCUUUUCGAGCGCUGGUUCUAUUGUGAGGAUCUUGGCACUCAGCUGGGCCCGGUCAUCAAAGAGUUCUUCGCCUCAGAGCAGUACAAGACCGGCAAGCCGAUUCCCGGCACCAUUCAGGAAAAACAACCGUGGGCACCAGACGCCGCCAGGGUGCUGCAGGAACCCUUCUCGCUGGCCAAGUGGCUCAAUAAACACAGAGGGGAGAUCCAGCAGGAAGGAAGCCGGCGGCUCUUUGAUCUCAGUUACCAGAGUGACGUGUUAGUGUUGGGUCGCGGCUCCUCGCAGCACCGCUUGCCACGCGCAGAGACGUGGUUGUGGCAGCAGGAAGGCGAGAGCGUUGUCAACAUGGGGGAGAAAAAAGUGGUGCUCAAACCUCAAGACACUCUACUGGUUACCGCAAACACGCCCUUCACGCACACACGCGGGGAAGACUCCGUCACCGUCUCUGUUGUGAUGGAUCCCGGCAACAAGGAGCGGGGCUUCGGUCACCUCAAAGAGCAGUAGCAAAGGUCCCUUAAUGGCAUUCUGAUUGUGCCUUAUUAUAUGUAUCGCUAUCUCUAUAUAUCUAGUGUUCGGCCAGCGCUUCUGAUGUAUAGCCAAGAAGGACGAUCACUUGUGUUGAUUUGUAUUAACUUGCACUUAGAGUUGUUAUGACGUUCGCCAUUAUCCUACCAAUAUAAGCUGUGAAGGUUAAGAGGCUACCUUACUCGUCUCUCCGCCACCAUCACCACCACCACCACCACCACCACCACUGUAUCAUCGCAAAGCAAGUGGAAAUGUUUAGGUGCAUAUUAUGCAAGAUGAUGUCUGUUGUUAUGGUUUGCACCCCAUUAGAUAGAUGUAUUUGAAUUGUGUUAUAUUGUAACACAAAACAUUUACUGCAACCCAAACCAUUUUAGAGGUUUAUAGCGUUAUUUUCAAUAAAAAUUAAUCGCA
Messenger RNA from Portunus trituberculatus (swimming crab), 1528 nucleotides. RefSeq names its product 3-hydroxyanthranilate 3,4-dioxygenase-like. The transcript is spliced from 8 exons. Gene Ontology annotation, molecular function: 3-hydroxyanthranilate 3,4-dioxygenase activity; iron ion binding. The coding region runs from base 200 to 1096 and encodes 298 amino acids. The record is from RefSeq and is a predicted model, not a curated record. Gene Ontology annotation, cellular component: cytoplasm. NCBI's taxonomy places the organism in Eukaryota, Metazoa, Arthropoda, Malacostraca, Decapoda, Portunidae. Gene Ontology annotation, biological process: quinolinate metabolic process; 'de novo' NAD+ biosynthetic process from L-tryptophan.